Exophiala aquamarina CBS 119918 is the source of this 1005-nucleotide messenger RNA. RefSeq lists its product as uncharacterized. The transcript has 2 exons. NCBI's taxonomy places the organism in Eukaryota, Fungi, Ascomycota, Eurotiomycetes, Chaetothyriales, Herpotrichiellaceae. The record is from RefSeq and is a predicted model, not a curated record. Bases 1 to 1005 code for a protein of 334 amino acids.
AUGGCUUCACGAAGUCUAUCACUCUCGAUAUGCCAGUCAUGUCUGCGAGCCGGGCUACGAACACGCCCUGCGUCGCUGCAACAGCUUCGACUUAUCCGACGUUCCCCUCUAGAAGAGCAGCAACGGGCUCAACGGAGCCUCCAGUCUCCAUACCGCACCUCUUUCUCGACCUCCGCCUCACCCAGAAGAGCAUUGGAUUCUCCUCCUGCCACCGGUGGCAGCAAACCGAUCGUGCUCGAACAGCCAGACAAGUUCCGGCCGCCGUCACACCCCCAACGGCUGAACACCCGUCGCCGGUUCCAGCCUGGGGCGUAUAACCAGGGCACCACACGCUCGGAGCGUGAGCAGCAGAAGACAAGGUCCUAUCCGCAUACGUUCCCCAACCAGGGUACCUUCAUGCACUGGUUCCUGACGAAUCGCAUGAUUCAUUUGUGGAUUACCAUGGGCACACUCUUCCUCCUCGCGUCCAUCUCGUUGACGCAGACCUUCUUCAAAACCUCGCCCUACGCACACCUGAUCCCUCCGAUCUCGACGCUCCCGUUCCAUCCGAUCUCCUACAUCCGGGAAUCCCUCUCCGUCAUCCGGCUACACAUCGACUACACGACUGAGCAGGCUGAGGCGUCGCGGCAGCGCAAGGUGCUGGACGCGCAGAAGCGGCGGCUGUACCGGCGGGCGCACGGCAUGGAGGACUUGAACGCCGAGGAGGAGGAGGGCAUCGAUGUCAGGGGCAUUGCGCCGUGGGAUGAUGGCUUGACCAAUAAAGAGCGGGAGAGGGGCGGGAGGGAGGAGGUCAUGACUGGGAGAGAUGUCAUCGCUAUGGGGGGCAAGGUUGGCGAUGAUGUUGCUCAGUUUGCGAGGGAGGCGAAGGAGAAGAAGGAGAAGGGGAUGGAGGUUGCUGCGGUGGCGCCGAAUGGAGCCGAUGGUGCUAAGACUUCUGGUGCUGAGACCGAUGUACCUCCACAGCAGCCGCAGAGAAAGCGCAAGCUCUACUUUGGAAUAUGGUAG